Solanum verrucosum is the source of this 1490-nucleotide messenger RNA. Its product is annotated as putative MO25-like protein At5g47540. Lineage: Eukaryota; Viridiplantae; Streptophyta; Magnoliopsida; Solanales; Solanaceae. Gene Ontology annotation, biological process: intracellular signal transduction. The record is from RefSeq and is a predicted model, not a curated record. Gene Ontology annotation, molecular function: protein serine/threonine kinase activator activity. The transcript is spliced from 11 exons. Bases 428 to 1450 code for a protein of 340 amino acids.
GUAGUUUAACAAGAAUUUGGGCAUAGGAGAAAACUACAAAUACUUGUAGACAAUUUGUACUACCCACCAUAGAUCGAAUCAAGAUCAACAGCUAAUUUCAUCUUCUCCAAUCCAAAUUCGAUAACCUCACAAAAAUUUACAGCAAAUCUUGGAGAAAGAAUGAAACCCCAUGAAAAAUAGUGAAGUAUUGAAGAAGUUUGAAAGAAAUCUAACAGUGUGUAGAGAAUUCAACAUUUGGGGAAGUGGGUGUGAUUGAAAAUCAAGCAAAAUAGGAAUUUGUUUUUCAGGACCGAAAGGGGGCGGCGGCAAAAGCUCUGAACCACAACCAAUUGUGGUUCAGAGGUUGUCGUCCCCAAUUCAAGCAGUAACAGCAGCUGCUGCUUCGUCGUUUAGGGAGAAUAGUUUUGGUGCUGGUGAUAGUACGAAGAUGAAGGGUUUAUUUAAGUCUAAGCCCAAGACUCCUGCUGACCUUGUUCGUCAGACCCGUGAACUUCUUAUGUAUGUUGAACGGGUUAAUGAUACUCGUGAAGGCAAACGAGAAGAAAAGAUGAUGGAGUUAAGCAAGUCAAUCCGGGAAUUAAAGAUUAUUCUUUAUGGGAAUGGUGAAUCCGAACCCCUCGCUGAGGCUUGUGCUCAGUUGACCCUAGAAUUCUUCAAAGAGAACACGCUUCGGCUAAUAAUUAAUUGUCUUCCCAAUUUGAAUUUAGAGACCCGCAAAGAUGCUACUCAAGUAGUAGCAAAUCUGCAGAGACAGCAGGUUCAGUCACGGCUGAUUGCUUGUGAUUACUUGGAAGCAAACAUUGAUCUGAUGGACAAAUUAAUAUUAGGAUAUGAGAAUACAGAAAUGGCUUUGCAUUAUGGUGCAAUGUUGAGGGAGUGCAUUCGCCACCAGAGUGUUGCAAGGUAUGUCUUGGAGUCUGAGCAUAUGAAGAAGUUUUUCGAUUAUAUUCAGCUGCCAAAUUUUGACAUUGCUGCUGAUGCUGCUGCCACCUUUAAGGAACUCUUGACAAGGCACAAAUCAACAGUAGCUGAAUUUCUUUCGAAGAAUUAUGACUGGUUUUUCACAGAGUAUAACUCAAAGCUACUCGAGUCUAGUAACUACAUCACCAGAAGACAAGCUGUCAAGCUCUUGGCAGAUAUGUUGUUGGACCGCUCAAAUUCUGCUGUGAUGACACGUUAUGUUAGCUCAAGAGACAACUUGAGGAUUCUCAUGAAUCUGCUCAGGGAGUCAAGCAAGAGUAUCCAGAUAGAAGCAUUUCAUGUCUUCAAGCUAUUUGCGGCAAAUCACAACAAGCCUCCCGAUAUUGUUAGCAUCCUUGUAGCAAACAGAAACAAACUUCUUCGCCUCUUUGCUGAUUUUAAGACUGAAAAAGAGGAUGAGCAGUUUGAGGCUGACAAAGCGCAAGUUGUCAAAGAAAUUGCAGCCCUUGAACCGAAGGAAAACAAAUAAAUCGCAGUCGAGGAACGCGCAACAGUGUGUCAUUUUUUUU